AAUGAAGAAAUUCAAACAAGUUCAAUUGAGUACGACUUCACUAGGCUUCUUAAUCUUCAAAAUAAGUUAUAUGAAGUCGGACUACGCGUCAAUGCAACCAUCAACGAUGACACAAAAGGAUAA
Racocetra persica is the source of this 123-nucleotide messenger RNA. The record is from the annotation of a GenBank genome assembly. NCBI's taxonomy places the organism in Eukaryota, Fungi, Glomeromycota, Glomeromycetes, Diversisporales, Gigasporaceae.